This is a messenger RNA of Leptinotarsa decemlineata (Colorado potato beetle), 1526 nucleotides long. RefSeq lists its product as uncharacterized. The record is from RefSeq and is a predicted model, not a curated record. Lineage: Eukaryota; Metazoa; Arthropoda; Insecta; Coleoptera; Chrysomelidae.
UGAAAAAUUCUAAUGAUCGCAAUUAUAUUCAAACAGAACAUUUCAUUCAUAACCUUGAAAAUAAGAUGAAGGAGACCAACAUCCAUAUUAUAAUUUUAUUUAGAAAUAGGUAAUUGUUCGACCAGGAUUUGUCACGCCAUAGGCAUCUUUCACGCAAAGUGUCAAUUCAGUUACAGAAAAGAAUCACAGGUGAUUUGAAGUGGAAAUAAUGUCUCAAAGGUUAUACGGAAAAGUGGUUAUCUUGUUCUUCGCAGUUUCUUGUUCAAAUUCCAUUGGAAUAGACGACAAACUAGAUUUCGGUAAUACUAGAAGCCACCCAUCAUUCAGAAAUUCUGAGACUGGUCGAAGAAACUCGUACGAACUUCCAGCUAAACAUAGGGCUGUAGUGGCAAAAGUUGAAACCAACGAUAAUUUUGAUCAAUUGGGAAUUGUAUGUAUAGAAGGAGGAUGUAACAAAACGGAAUUGAGUAACGAUUCAAGGAACACAGUGAAAACUGAUGUUCUGGUUCACAUCGAAACAAAAGUUGAUCUAAAUCAAAAUAAAACAGGUUCAGUUGGUGAAACUCCAGAUGUACCUGUUGUUAUUGGAUACAAGGGUGCAAAUUUCGAUAACACGAAUAAUAAUGAACCUGGCCUCAAUAAUCGACCAAUUCCAACUUUUACACCUCAGUCAUCUUACGAACCAAAACACUUUUCCGUUGGAACAGAUUUGAACAGACAGCAUACAGUACAAACUUAUGGUCAAUCGUACCAACCAGUAUAUUAUCAAAAUGGAGCAUCUUUCAACAAACCUCCAAGUAGGUCGAUGUAUGAACACGUAUACUCGCCAAAAACCCAAUCUUACUAUCCAGUCACCAACCCCUUAAUCGCUCCACCUUUAGCAACAAAUCGAAGAACAGAUUCUGAGGGCUAUAUCCCUCCUCUACAAAGCCAUGACAUGUUCAAUAUGAACCCGCAAGUUAAUAUUAACAUAAAGACUCUUCCUCCCGUGGCUGUUGGUAUCUCUGACAACACUCAAAGUAAUGUGGUAGAAACCCAAUAUAUGUCAAAUGGUAUCGAGUUGACAGUACCAUAUUUUGAACCAUCACAUCAUAGUCACUAUUUUGGUGAACAUCCACCACCGCAGGUGAUUUAUUCUGAUAAAAAAUCCAGCAACUUUAACCCUGUUGAAUUUAAGCUAAACAGGCCCACCUGGAAUCCCUCUACCUGGUAUAAUCAAGUAUCAUCUCACAUACAUUCCGUCACUCCUCAGGGUCAGAAUGUGAAAUGUGUUUGUCAAAAUGGAUAUGUUCAACCUGGUAUGAAUUGGUAUUCUGAUACAAAUAGAAGGGUAUCAGGUGGCACUCCAGGUUUGGGAUUCAUGGAUAAAAAAGGGGAUCCAGGUUCACAAAUAAAUGACAAGCUAGCUCCUUUGAAUUGAUACUCUUAUGGCAGAUGCAUUAACAUUUUUUUCAAUAAUACACACCUUCCAGUAUUGUAUAUUAUUCUUUGUUGACGUCAAUAAAAUUAACUUUAAUAUGUGUCAA